AUGUAUAAUGUCUACUCACAGUGUAGUCGCUGUCUAGCCUGGUUGGGGGAGAUUGACCCGGAAUUCUCGGUGGCAGAUGCCAAGGCUGCCCUGGACCUGAUCCUUUUUCUCUCAGAUAAAGACGAAAAAUCACCCAUUUCAAAUUCCAUUUCUUCUGCAGACACUCCCACGUUCAAAGCAUAUCUCCGGGCCUUGGCAUCCGUUGGCUACGCUAAGAACCCGUGGUGGACGCGCAUAUGGACGGUACAGGAGGCGAUCCUCCCGAGAGAGAUACUAUUCCACUGGGGUCCUCUGCAGGUCCCGUGGGGCAGGGUCGGCGGUGCUCUCAAUUUCCCCAGAUACAAGUGGUUGCUGGUACGGCCACUGUCCUAUCAACACGGCAUAUUUAAGACUUGGCCACUUACCCACUAUGUGCAAACCCAAUAUGCCAUUAUUAUCUGGAUCCAUAAUGCACAUGUAAGGAGAGAUUCUGCGUUCGAUGCCGCCAUCCGAUGGCGGGGUCGCCAAGCAACCGUGCCACACGACAAAGUAUUUGGCCUUCGUGGACUCUGGGAUCCCAAUGUUGAGAUGCCUAACACUGACAAAUGCAGCUACGAGACAAGCGUAGCAGAACUAUACAGCGCGUUUACUAUUGACAUACUCCUCGACGAAAACAGCCUAGCACUGCUAGCACUUGACCCACGUGUCGAGCGCGGCAAGCGGACGAGGGAUAUACCGAACUGGGCGACCGACAUGAAUGACUCUGUGGAGUAUGGCGUCGACAGGUAUUACCGGAGUUGGGGCGACAAACAGAUCUAUAAUGCCUGUGGAGAAAACCGUCUAGAUAAGCAAGCCCUCACAGAUGCAACAGCGGACCCAAACCACCAUUUCAAUGUGGACCCAAACCACCAUUUCAAUGUGCUAGGGUUAACGGGCAUCAUGAUAGAUACCGUAGAUGUCUUGGCCCCCGUCAGGCUAACCAAGGGAAACUUCGAAACCAUACCCGAUGUGGUUAUCUCUCAGACGCUUCGGGAUUGGAUGGAUCUCGCACGCAGCCGUAACCGAACGGGUAACUUCAGCGACGAGGCUUUUCACAGGCUCGUGAUCGGCGGUGCCAUGCGAGAUAGCGAACAGGAGUUCAAAAAGACGGCCCAACGCGGAUGA
This is a messenger RNA of Botrytis sinoallii, 1143 nucleotides long. RefSeq lists its product as uncharacterized. The coding region runs from base 1 to 1143 and encodes 380 amino acids. The record is from RefSeq and is a predicted model, not a curated record. The transcript has a single exon. Lineage: Eukaryota; Fungi; Ascomycota; Leotiomycetes; Helotiales; Sclerotiniaceae.